AUGUCAAGCACGCUGUGGAGCAUCCUGCCCGUGGUGCUGUGGCUGCUGCUCUGGCACCCCACCAGUGCCAGUGGCCCAUGCUGGGAGAGUGGCAAAUGCCAGGACCUCACCAACGAGGCGGGUAUUCUGGCGUGUGCCAGCGUGUGCCGGUCGGAGCUGUCGGCCGAGGCUCCUGUGUACCCUGGGAACGGGCACCUGCAGCCCCUCUCCGAGAGCAUCCGCAGGUACGUCAUGAGCCACUUCCGCUGGAACAAGUUCGGCUGGAGGAACAGCAGCGGCGGGGCGCGCAAACGGGAAGGGCCGGAGGGGGACAGCCCACCCUCCGCAGCGCCGCCUGCUGGCCCACCGGCGCACCGCCAGCAGGAGGAGGGGGCCGGCCCGCAGCGGGAGGAAGGCAAACGUUCCUACUCCAUGGAGCACUUCCGCUGGGGCAAGCCGGUGGGGCGCAAGAGGAGACCCAUCAAAGUCUACCCCAACGGGGUGGAGGAGGAGUCAGCCGAGAGCUACCCUUUGGAGUUCAGGAGGGAGCUGGUGCUUGGCACUGGGGCACCACCUGAGGAGGAAGAGGAGGAGGAGGAGGAGGAGGAGGAAGGCCAGGAAGAGAAGAAGAAGGCAGCGUUGGGCAGCUCCUACCGCAUGGGUCAUUUCCGCUGGCACAUGCCCUUGAAGGACAAGCGCUACGGGGGCUUCAUGACCUCGGAGCACAACCAGACCCCUCUAGUGACUCUCUUCAAAAAUGCCAUCCUCAAAAGCGCCUACAAGAAGGGGCAGUGA
This is a messenger RNA of Indicator indicator, 774 nucleotides long. RefSeq names its product proopiomelanocortin (gene POMC). NCBI's taxonomy places the organism in Eukaryota, Metazoa, Chordata, Aves, Piciformes, Indicatoridae. The record is from RefSeq and is a predicted model, not a curated record. The coding region runs from base 1 to 774 and encodes 257 amino acids. Gene Ontology annotation, cellular component: extracellular region. The transcript is spliced from 2 exons. Gene Ontology annotation, molecular function: hormone activity.